Messenger RNA from Cyclospora cayetanensis, 387 nucleotides. Its product is annotated as V-type proton ATPase subunit G. NCBI's taxonomy places the organism in Eukaryota, Apicomplexa, Conoidasida, Eucoccidiorida, Eimeriidae. Gene Ontology annotation, cellular component: vacuolar proton-transporting V-type ATPase complex. The transcript is spliced from 3 exons. The record is from RefSeq and is a predicted model, not a curated record. The coding region runs from base 1 to 387 and encodes 128 amino acids. Gene Ontology annotation, molecular function: proton-transporting ATPase activity, rotational mechanism. Gene Ontology annotation, biological process: proton transmembrane transport.
AUGAAGACCUCCAACGCAUUGAUUCAGCAGCUGCUGAAGGCGGAAGAGGAAGCCGAGGAGAUUGUCCACAAGGCAAAAGAAAACCGCGUAAAGAUGUUAAAGGAUGCUCGCUUCUCCGCGGAGGAAGAGCUCAAGGCUUUUCGGCUCAAGGAAGAGGAACGCUUCAAGGUUGAAGUUGAGCAGCGCCUCGGCCAGGACGAUUCUCUGACAAACGAGCUCGCCGACCGCACUAAGUUGGACAUAGAGAUCAUCAAGAAAGACUAUAUGACAAAUAAGGACGCUGUGCUCGCAUUUAUUAGUGAAAAGGUUUUGGAUGUUGACACGGUCGUCGGCUCCAAGAAAGUUGCCGUGCUUCGCACUUACGCCGCGCGAGGAAUGGAACCCUGA